Molecule: messenger RNA, 687 nt
Organism: Macrosiphum euphorbiae (potato aphid)
Lineage: Eukaryota; Metazoa; Arthropoda; Insecta; Hemiptera; Aphididae
Source: the annotation of a GenBank genome assembly
AUGUCCAACGUGGACGUUUUGGAGCAAUUGCAGCUGGUGCUCAGGCCCGACAUGUCGGACCGGCGGAUUGUGUGCGUUGAGGAGGCGGACACCGCCAAAGCGGACAUGAUCCUAUCGUUUUACAUGUGGUACGUGUUCACCAAGACUGACCUUCCCGUGUGUAUGGUUGGUGUCCGGGACACAUAUGGUCACUACCAGAACGUAGGACUGAAGUUCCAUUACAACUUGUUGUCAAUGUCCAAUCAAAAGCGAUUUGCAUUUGCCGAGUCUAUUGUGUCCGUUGACGGUCUGGUCGGCUGCGCGCAAGACCUAUUAAAAAGAUACCCUACCGGCUCUGUCUACAUGGUAGUGGAUGACGUCAGUUCGCUAUUGUUGUUGGGUGAGAGCCUUGAGGACAUUGUUAGAUUCCUGAUGUUUGCCAAGCGUCAACCGCGCCUUUGCUUAGUGAUUGGUUGUUGGAAACAUAAGGCUGAUGAAUCAGCUAAGAGGCUAGCAUCUGCUGUGUCGCAUCUGGCCGACAUCAGGGUGGCAUUGGCACCUUUAGUUACUGGGUUUUCUAACACUGCAACAGGCACUAUGAGGAUCACUACACACGAAUCAAUGUUCCGCAUAGAUGACGUGUCUUACCUGUACAAGUUGGCCGACAAUGGUCUUAAGUUAACAUUAAAUUCAGGAUCUAUCAGAUAA